Messenger RNA from Acytostelium subglobosum LB1, 906 nucleotides. RefSeq lists its product as hypothetical. Gene Ontology annotation, biological process: protein phosphorylation. The record is from RefSeq and is a predicted model, not a curated record. The transcript has 5 exons. The coding region runs from base 1 to 906 and encodes 301 amino acids. Gene Ontology annotation, molecular function: protein kinase activity; ATP binding. NCBI's taxonomy places the organism in Eukaryota, Evosea, Eumycetozoa, Acytosteliales, Acytosteliaceae.
AUGAACGAAGAACAAGUUGAUAAAAUAUACGAACUCAAGCAAGAGCUUGGAAGAGGUGCAUUCUCGAUUGUAUACCUUGCAGUUCACAGACAGACACAACAGAACUAUGCUGUCAAGGUGAUCAACAAGUCAGACUUGGGCAAGGACUAUGAGAAGAAUCUCAAGAUGGAGGUUGACAUCCUAACACGUGUCAAUCAUCCAAAUAUCAUCUCACUCAAGGAGUUGUUUGAUACACCAAACAAGUUGUACCUCGUUAUGGAGUUGGUCACAGGAGGCGAGUUGUUUGAUAAGAUCGUUGAGAAGGGAUCAUACACAGAGGCUGAUGCCAUUCAAUUGGUUAGAAAGAUCGUCUCUGCCGUUGAGUACCUUCACAACAUCAAUAUCGUUCAUAGAGAUCUAAAGCCAGAGAACUUGUUGCUCAAGACCAGUGGCAAUGACCUCGAGGUAGCCAUCGCCGACUUUGGUCUUUCCAAGAUCAUUGGACAACAGACCAUGAUGCAGACUGCUUGUGGAACACCAUCCUACGUUGCACCAGAAGUGUUGAACGCUACUGGAUACGACAAGGAGGUGGAUAUGUGGAGCAUUGGAGUGAUUACAUAUAUAUUGUUGUGUGGAUUCCCACCCUUCUAUGGUGAUACCAUUCCAGAGAUCUUUGAAUAUAUUAUGGAAGGAAACUUUGAUUACCCUGCCGAGUACUGGGGUCACAUCACACCCGCUGCCAAGGACUUUAUCAACCAUCUGUUGGUCGUCGAUGUCAACUCUAGAUUGACUGCCAAGGAUGCCCUCACUCAUCCAUGGCUGAACAGCACUAAUGCACCAACCACUGCUCUGACGGGAGUUCAUGACAAGAUGAAGGAGUUCAACGCAGAGAGACAGAAGACUCUUACCAAACUACGUGGAAUCUAA